Messenger RNA from Cordyceps fumosorosea ARSEF 2679, 561 nucleotides. RefSeq names its product Rieske domain protein. The record is from RefSeq and is a predicted model, not a curated record. The transcript is spliced from 2 exons. Bases 1 to 561 code for a protein of 186 amino acids. Gene Ontology annotation, molecular function: 2 iron, 2 sulfur cluster binding. NCBI's taxonomy places the organism in Eukaryota, Fungi, Ascomycota, Sordariomycetes, Hypocreales, Cordycipitaceae.
AUGAGCUACACCUGGCCACGCGCCAGGCCAGAUGCUCAAUGGAUUCCUGCGGGGCCUCUUGCGCAAUUCCCAGACGUGGCCGGUGACGAUGGCAAUCUAAUCCAGCCCAGGAGAUGCGACGCCAAGAGCCUGCCCGGUUGCCGCAUCUUGCAUGUCCCCAAGACGGAUCCUUCCAAGGCCGCCGAGAUUGCCAUUCCCGCAGGCGCGGCGACAUCUCCGACCGAGGGCCAAGACUUGAAGGACCAGGUACUAGUGUUCCGAUACCGAGACAGGAUGCACGCCGUCGACCAUCAAUGCCCACACAACGCAUACCCGCUGUCCAACGGGACCGCCUUCGACAUAGAAGACUUUGGCGUCGUCCUCAGCGCAGCCCUCACCUGCCCAAAACAUGGAUGGUCCUUUGACAUCUUCACUGGUCAGUCCGACCGUGGUUCCUAUAAGCUUCCUGUCUGGGAGAUCCAGGUCAGGGAUGCACACGGCGAUCCAUGGUCCGGCAGUCUCAGAAGCGGAACCCUAAAUGGCGAAACUGUAUGGGUGAGGAGGCGACAAAGAAUCGGCUAA